AUGGCCACUCGCCGAAUCAUCUCUGAAGAGAAAACUCUCCUCGAAAAAGACGACUCAAUCGGCUCAAGCCCAGCCGCUGGUGAGAAGUCUGACACCAGUCCAGCUGUCCCAGCAUCUGUCAUUAUAAAACUUCUCGCCUUCACUCUCGGCAUGAUAAUUAUUCCCAUCAGCUCCUAUUUCCUCACGGUCAACUCUGUCUUCAACGGCAACUCAACAUACGCGGGGGCUCUGGCGGCCAUCAUGGCCAACGCGGUGUUGAUCGGGUACAUCUUUGUCGCCAUGGCAGAGGACCAGUCAGACCAGGAAGGAGUAGCAGGGGCAGGUGGCCGGUCAAAAGAAGGGAAAAAAGACCGGUGA
Messenger RNA from Dichotomopilus funicola, 357 nucleotides. RefSeq lists its product as uncharacterized. Gene Ontology annotation, biological process: vacuolar proton-transporting V-type ATPase complex assembly. The transcript is spliced from 3 exons. Gene Ontology annotation, cellular component: endoplasmic reticulum membrane. The record is from RefSeq and is a predicted model, not a curated record. Lineage: Eukaryota; Fungi; Ascomycota; Sordariomycetes; Sordariales; Chaetomiaceae. Bases 1 to 357 code for a protein of 118 amino acids.